CAUGUGAUUAUCACGUGACAUCUUCAAAAUGGCUGAUAUGGAGAGGGUAUUUUGUGUGAUGUUCUCUUGCUUGGUAGUUGUACUAUGCAACACUCAAGAACAGUACAGGGGUAAAAAUGGUCGUGAUUUCACAGAUAAAAUACAGGGUUCUGCUUGGCCGCAACCAAAAUCAUUGACAACCAGUAUGACACAAAGAACAUUGGACGCCAGUGUUUUCCAGUUCCGUGUUUCAACGCCUUCAGAACGCUGUGACAUUAUUGAUCAGGCGUUCAUUCGCUACAGAAAUUAUGUAUUUGGUACAGAUGUUGAUACGUUGAAAUUUAAGCCAAAGUCUAGACAUGCAUCUAGAUCUGACCCAUUACUCCGAAAGGCCACUCCACUGGAGGCACUGACAGUCAAGAUAGACACAAACUGUGAUGGCUACCCUAAUCUGGAUUCUGAUGAGUCAUAUACUCUGCAAAUUACAGAAGAUGGUACAGAGGCUUCCAUACAGGCCAGCCAAGUGUGGGGCGCUCUAAGGGGUUUGGAGACGUUCAGCCAGUUGGUUUUCCAGAACUCCUUUGGCACUUUUGUUGUAAAUGCCACUGCGGUGAAUGAUGUUCCGAGAUUCAAGCACAGGGGUGUUUUGUUGGACACCUCAAGACAUUUCCUGUCCAUGAGAGUGUUGAAGGAAAACUUGGAGCUGAUGUCACAGAACAAAUUCAAUGUUUUCCACUGGCACAUAGUAGAUGAUCAGUCGUUCCCAUAUGAAAGCAAUACAUUUCCAGAUAUGAGUGUGAAGGGAGCUUACUCACCCAGACAUGUUUACACUUAUGAAAAUGUGAAAGAAAUUAUUGAGUUUGCUCGACUGCGUGGCAUACGAGUAAUUCCUGAAUAUGACACACCAGGUCACACUCAAUCUUGGGGUAAGGCCAUAGAAGACCUGCUCACCAAAUGCUAUAAGGGAACAGAGUGGACUGGGGAGUAUGGCCCCAUAAACCCAGCCCUGAACUCUACCUUUGAUUUCCUGGAGAAGUUCUUCACAGAGAUAUCCCAGGUGUUCCCGGACCACUACAUGCACCUCGGAGGGGACGAGGUGUCAUUUACAUGCUGGGAGAGUAACCCUGAUAUCACAAAGUUCAUGCAGGCAAUGGGCUUUGGGAAAAAAUACUCGGCUCUGGAAGAGUACUACAUGCAGAGAUUAAUAAACAUUGUGAAUGGUGUGAAGAAAGGCUACAUGAUUUGGCAGGAGGUCAUUGAUAAUGGGGCUAAGGUGGCAGAUGAUUCUGUUGUUCAUAUUUGGAAAAGAGGCCUCUUUGAGGCUGAGCUUGCUAAGGUCACUGGUCUUGGGUACAAAGCUAUUUUGUCCGCUCCUUGGUAUGUGAACAUUAUCUCAUAUGGAGAUGACUGGAAGAAAUACUACAAAAUUGAACCACUGUCAUUCAAUGGUACCGCUAGUCAGAAGGCACUGAUCAUGGGUGGGGAAACUUGUAUCUGGGGAGAGUUUGUGGACGACACCAACCUUACACCCAGGCUCUGGCCGCGUGCAUCUGCUAUAGCUGAGCGGCUGUGGAGCCCUGCCAACGUGAAUGACUCUGGGAAGGCAAUGGGAAGGCUGGAGGAACACAGGUGUAGGCUUAUCAGGCGAGGAUUCCCUGCAGAGCCAGUGAAUGGACCUGGGUUUUGUGACUAUGAAUAUUAAUUUUUCAUAAAGGAUGGAGUUAAUAUCAAAAUAUAUUUUGUGAUGUGCUAUGAUCAAUCUAUUAUGAUCAAUCUAUUACUUAAUUAGCAUCAAAUGCUGUUUUGUGUUCUGUGACAGUUGACUACGGUACUUUAUGAUAUAAUAUACAUUAUAAUGUCAUUCCAGUUUUUUUGUGUUAAAACUUGGGAAAUAAAAUAUACUUACAUUCA
Molecule: messenger RNA, 1890 nt
Organism: Mya arenaria
Lineage: Eukaryota; Metazoa; Mollusca; Bivalvia; Myida; Myidae
Product: beta-hexosaminidase subunit beta-like
Exons: 12
Coding region: 29-1681 (550 amino acids)
Biological process (GO): glycosaminoglycan metabolic process; ganglioside catabolic process; carbohydrate metabolic process
Cellular component (GO): membrane
Molecular function (GO): beta-N-acetylhexosaminidase activity
Source: RefSeq, a predicted model, not a curated record